This is a messenger RNA of Strongylus vulgaris, 384 nucleotides long. NCBI's taxonomy places the organism in Eukaryota, Metazoa, Nematoda, Chromadorea, Rhabditida, Strongylidae. The record is from the annotation of a GenBank genome assembly.
GUUUAUCAUGGCAGAUGACGAGCAAGAAACGUAUAAAUUAUGGAGAGUGAGGAAAACCAUUAUGCAGAUGUGCCACGAUCGCGGUUAUCUCGUAACUCAAGAAGAACUGGAUCAGACCCUAGACGAAUUUAAAGAGAUGUUUGGUGAUCGCCCAAGUGAGAGGAAGCCUGCUCGUAGUGAUCUUACAAUCCUUGUAGCCCAUAAUGAUGAUCCAACAGACCAGAUGUUCGUUUUCUUCCCAGAAGAUACAAAAAUUGGUAUUAAGACUAUUAAAGCAAUUUGUCAACAAAUGCAAGAGCAAACCAUUACAAGGGCAAUAAUUGUGGUUCAAAAUGGAAUGACUCCGAGUGCAAAACAGAGAUUUAAGUCGUUUUGUAAAUGAAA